Messenger RNA from Humulus lupulus (European hop), 907 nucleotides. Its product is annotated as nicastrin-like. Bases 116 to 907 code for a protein of 263 amino acids. The transcript has 6 exons. NCBI's taxonomy places the organism in Eukaryota, Viridiplantae, Streptophyta, Magnoliopsida, Rosales, Cannabaceae. Gene Ontology annotation, biological process: protein processing. The record is from RefSeq and is a predicted model, not a curated record. Gene Ontology annotation, cellular component: membrane.
UGAAGAACAUGGAACAACUUAAAUUCUACCUGUCACAUUUGUUUAGGUGAGUAUCAAUGUGUUUCACAUAUUAAAAGUUAGAACAUUAUAUACUCCUUACUUUUACUGGUUAUAAAUGCCAAACUUAUCUAAUGUAUUGUUCGUGUUUCAUCUUUUAACAUUCUGUUUGAUAUAUUGGACCAACAACUUCCUUCCACAUUUUCAGGGAUCUGGUAUAUUGUGGAACAAGUAUGAUUUUCCUGUAUUCUUGCUCUCGGAGAGUAGUACGAAGACCAUCCAAGAGGUUUCUGAAGAAAUUUUGAAGAGACAGAGAUCUUAUACCACUGUUGUGGCUGAGUUUGAUCUUGUGAUGCAGACAGUGAAAGCUAGAACUCGUGAUUCAGAAUCUUGUUUGAAAGAGGAGACCUGCCUUCCAUUAGGGGGAUACAGUGUUUGGUCAUCACUUCCUCCGCUUAAUAUCUCCUCCUUAGAUCAGGGUAAGCCUAUUAUAUUGACUGUGGCGUCAAUGGAUUCGGCUUCAUUUUUCCGUGACAAAAGCCUUGGUGCAGACUCCCCAAUAUCAGGCAUGAUUGCACUCUUGGCAGCGGGCGAUGCACUAUCACAUUUGGAGGCUUUCCAUGACCUUAAUAAAAAGACUCGGGAAUCAUCACGGUCUGAGGUGAGGCAAUGCUACAACGUUUCCCUGAGACAACCAAUUAUGGUAGUCGAGGAGGUGGUUCGAGGACAGUGUCUUCUCGAGGAUGCAAAAGUGCAUGAGGUGUUGGUUGAGGAGGCCAAUGAGUUUGACCCGUGGGUUCAAGAAGAGAGGGCGAUCAAACCAAUGGAGGAAGUCAAGGAGUUAGCUUUUGAAGCAGCCACUCCUGAUAGGAAAACCAAGAUUGGGAAAAAUCUAGAGGAGAAAGUCUGA